Messenger RNA from Diuraphis noxia (Russian wheat aphid), 732 nucleotides. RefSeq lists its product as uncharacterized. The record is from RefSeq and is a predicted model, not a curated record. Lineage: Eukaryota; Metazoa; Arthropoda; Insecta; Hemiptera; Aphididae.
AUGUGUACGCGGAAACAAUGCAUUGCUGAUCAUGACGUAUCGUCUCAAACUAACGAARACAUAAAUUCUAAUUCUACUGUAGUUCAAAAGUUCCAUAAAAACAGUAAAACGUCCGUUCGUUUGACUUAUUUUGAUGGAUCGACCUACGUAAAAAAACAUAAAGCUUGUCAAACAAAACAAGCCAGUAAGAAAUCGUUCGUUGGGRCCUCUGAUACAAACAUCCAAAAUACUAUWACUAAAUGUGAAACGUACAGUGACAAUGCGGACCAGAAAUCUAGUGAAGAUGACGGUGCUAAAUCGGUGACUGACGUGUCAUCAGACACUCUGCCGGCUGACGUAUGUGUGCGAAUGGUGGGCGGACGAGUGCGUGAAAUAUUAGACUUAUUGGCCCGGUCGGAUAACGACAUAGGGUGUACGGACRCCUAUUGGUUGCAGAAGCUGCUUAAGUCAGUAAUCCGAGCACUUGAUGACUUACGAAGUGCUUGCUGUAGACCACGUCAGAUAAAAAAAUUGCGGAAUUCUUGCAAGAAGAUCAGCCGGCUCUCCGGCGCCGGUUCUGAAACGUCACUGUCGUCGAGUGAACUUAAUAUGCUGUGUAAAUAUCCACACAAUAUUUGUAACCAAUGCGGUGGUUUGGUCAAUUUUAACUUACAGAAGUUAAUAAAAGCCGCUACCGAUUUCGGAUGUUUGUAUGAAUAUUCUGUCAACUCGAAUAAAGCGAAUAGACGUUAA